Racocetra fulgida is the source of this 693-nucleotide messenger RNA. NCBI's taxonomy places the organism in Eukaryota, Fungi, Glomeromycota, Glomeromycetes, Diversisporales, Gigasporaceae. The record is from the annotation of a GenBank genome assembly.
AUGCAUGAAAAUGAAAAUUUGUUUAAUCAACUAGUAAAAUUUUCUGAAAUUUAUCAUAUUGCAAAAACUUCUUUUGUAAGUCAAUGGAAUAUUGAAUAUUUACAAAAUUCUAUUCAAUGCGCCUUCGACGUCGAAAAUGCCUUGUUUAUGAUAUCCGAUGAAGACGCUGAACUUCUGCAUAAAAAACUAGUUUCAAAAGCAAAAGCUGAACGUCGCGUUCUGCCUCCACCUUUAACCGAAUUUCAAACUUUAUUAAGAAACAUUUAUUUGCCAAGUGAAUUGUCCUUUUAUGUUUUGAAUACUUAUGAAUUUCUGAACUAUGGUCUAUUUUCAAAACAAGAAAAUAUUGCUGAGGAUGUACAAAUGUUCGCCAAACCUUUAGCAAUGGCCGAUGUCCUAGCUGGAAUUCAAAUGGGUUUAUUAGAAGGAUUAUCUCAAAUAAAAUCGCACAAUAAGGAACAAGUUCCUGGUGUGGCCGCGCUGAAACAUGAAUAUUCUUAUAAACUUUUGCAUACAACUACUACAAGACGUGCUGCGGCUAGAUUACUCUUAAAAGAUUUUGAUAAAUUCUUUAAUGAUGGACAAAUUGAUUCCGAUGGUAUUGAUCAAAUUCAUAAUGUUUUACAUCAUUCAACUCAAUCAUCUGAUGGAAUGGUGAGGAGAAUAUUAUCUAUACAUCGAACCUUUUUGUAA